Molecule: messenger RNA, 14409 nt
Organism: Cinara cedri
Lineage: Eukaryota; Metazoa; Arthropoda; Insecta; Hemiptera; Aphididae
Source: the annotation of a GenBank genome assembly
AUUAUUAAAUUUAACAUCGACGUAUAUUUUAUGUAUGUUGUGCUGUACUAGUUAAUUACAAAACUAAUGUACAAUUGACAAGAGAAAAUGAAGCCAUUUCAUUUUUUUUUGUCAUUUUUUCUACCAUUAGUUAUGUUCACUUAAUUUAAACCCACGACUAAAAAUAAUUUACUCUGGGUAAACAGAAACACUACUGUGUCAUAAACGUUCUGUUCAUUCUUUUCGUAUAAUAUAGGUAGUAGGUAUCUAUUGAAAAUUCAAACUAAUAUGGUGAGUUAAUUAUUUUUGGUGGUACUUAUUUUUCAUCAAAUUGUUUAUUUAAUUACAAUUUAAAAUAAAUACAAUCGCUUUUACAGUAUUACCCCAUUAUUAUUUUUACUAUAUUACAUUAUUAUCAAGAUUAGUAGGUACAUAUUAAUAUUCUAUUAGGAAUGAUGAAUUAAUUUGUUUAUAAAUUAGGAAAACACAUUUUUAUAUUAAGUUGUUUUUAAAACAUUUUAUAUGCAUUUAUUUACUACCAAUUAAUAUAAUAACUAAUUAAAAGAUCAUGUUAACAUAUCUGAUUGUUAACAUGUUAUAUAUUAUUAUUAACUGAAGGUAGAAAUUGUAGAUUGAUAAAGUUUUAAUUUUUUUUUUUUUUUUGCAGAUUAAACAAUUAAUAUAUUUAAAUUUAUGACAAUAACUUUAUACGGCAUAAGAAGGGAAAUCAAGUAAAAUGGCAAAAAUAUGAUUUUUUUUAAAUCUGUACUGAAAAUAUAUUUUUAAAUGUAUAUGUGACUAAGAGCUUUUAUGUAGGUUUUAUAAAAAAUUUGUAUUGUUAUUUAAUCUUUUAUUAUUAAUUACUUUAUUAUAUUCUAGUUAAGGUCUAAUAUACAUAGAAUGCACAAUUGGCAAAAUGAUGUCAUUAGAGAUAAUGGAACUGUUUACUGCAUUAGAAUCCAACAAUCCACAAAAAGUAGAAGUUGUAAAGCACAAAUUUCAUGAACAAUUCAAUAACAGUAAGAUAUAAUUAUUAUUUAUAUAAUAAAAAUAUGGAUAAUUUAUAAUAAAAAUAAUUUGUUAUCAAUAGUACGGGAACCAUGGCUGGUAAAUGGAAUGUAUGACUAUUUUAUGGCCACUUAUUCACAAAGAGCUGUAGAAGUAUUAGUAGCUGUUAGGGAACCACAUGACAAGUUUCUAUUUGAUAAGUAAUUGGACUUAAUAUCAAUACAUUUUUUAUUGAUUAAUUCACUGUCAAAAAUAUAAAUAUGUAAAUGUUUGAAACUAUUUAGACUUGGAAAUGGUUUGCAAAGUGCAAAUCGCCUUCAAGCACUUACAUUACUGGGUCACAUUGUAAAAAGACAACCAACAUGGUUGAUUAAAAUUACAAAUCAUUAUUUGCUUAAAGAAUUGAUAAAACUUUUAAAGGUAUGAAUUGUAACAAAUUAUAAUAAAUUAUAAUGAAUUACCUUAUUUGUAUUUAUUUUUCAGUCGGAAAAUGAAAUAAUCACAAUAACCAGUGCUUUACUUGUCCUAAAUGUUCUUCUGACUGUUAUUCCUGCAUUUAUUUCUGAAUUUCUGCCAGAUAUUUUUGAUGGAUUUAGGUACCUACAUAAUAUAAUAGCUUUAUUUGUUACAAUUUUUUUAAUAAAAUAAAAUAUUUUUAGUCGACUUGCUGCUUGGAAUACUUCACAAAAGAAUAGAGUUCCAGAAAUAUAUUUAUUCCAUCUUCAAAUAUCAUUAUAUGUAUUAUUUGUUCAGCUAUAUAGUAUGUAUCCAUGUUCAUUUGUUUUAUAUCUGAAACAACACUAUAGCACACCUGAUAAUCAAUUAGUUUUCACUCAUACUAUUAAAGUAAGACAUUUCUAUAAUAUAUUUUUAUAAAAUGUAAAUUAUAUAAUUUUUUUUAAAUUUAGCCUAUGGUAGAUACAAUGCGUAUGCACCCAAACUUGAUUUGUAGUAGCAAAGAAGUGGAAACGUCGGUUAAUAGGUAAAUAAAUAUUUAUUUAUUUAUUUUAUAAUAUUAAAACAACACCACACUCGCAUUUACUAUAUCUGUCUUGUGAAUGGACUAAAUCAAAUUUGCGCUUAGUAAAACACAUUUUGUGUCUUUAAUGUUUAUAUUAGAGUAAAUUGAUUUAUCAACAUUUUUUAUGAGAUUUUAAAUUUUAAGUGAAAUAAACAUUUAUUAAAUUGUGAUAUUUUACAUUUUCAAAUCGCACCUAACAUUUAAAAUAAUAAAAUAAAAAAAAAUUUGGUAAUAAGGCAAUUUACUCCAAUAUUUAAACCAAUAGGAUAAAAUUUGUCUGAUCUCAAAUUUGGUAAUUUGGUAUUUAUAAUUCAGAGUCAAAAAAUAAAUGUGUAGUGUUCUCUUAAUUAAACAAGUUAUUUAUAAAUCAUUAAUGCACUCCUAGAAUUGGUUAUUAGUAGGGACCAGAUUUAUAUUCUCUUACAAUCCACAAAAAAGCAUUUACCAACCUUAUUUAAAAAGCAAAAAAUUAUAGAAAAGUUUCAAAGUCCCCCCUCCCCCACUAAUGGCUCUAAAAAUUGAUUCAUACAAAAUAAUUUCUUUAAAAUAAAUUAGUACAUAUUAUAAAAAAAAAAAAAAAAAAAAACUUUUUAUUUAUCAUUUUUGUGGUGUUACAAAAUUAUAUUGAUAAAUUAAAUCUGCUAGAGGAGAGAGACUAUUAAACCCCUCUAUUAGUUUUGCGUUUUUACAAAUUUUUAAAGUGAGUUUUUCAAUGCUUUUUGACGUUUUCAAGUGCUUUUUCAUCGAUUUUAACAACAUAUCAAUCCAGUCUCUAGUUAUUAUAUUGGUUAUAUAAUUAAUCUUUUAUUUUUUGUUCAAAAUUGAUUUUAACUUGGUAAGUUAAAGAGUUAAGAGUUAAGUUAAGUUUAAGAGUUUCAAUUUUUUUCAGCAUCUCUGACUUUAUAAGAAAUUCUUGCUCUUCAACUAUUUCUAUUCAUUUCUAAUUAAAUUAUUAAAUUCUAGAUUUUGGGUCCUUUUCUAAGUUGCUCUUUGACUCGUGUAUAACUACUCUGUCAGCAGAAUUUUUUUUGAAUUUACAUUGUUUUUAUAAAAUAUAUAUAUUUUUUUAAUAGAAUAGGUACACUUAUAUUUUAUACUAAUUUUAAAUUGUUUUCUUAUUUUUUUAAAUACAACUAUUUUAAGGUGGAAAAAAAUGGAACAACAUGAUGUUGUUAUGGAAUGCACAAAAUAUACAUUAUUGGAAAAUGGGGAUAGGAACUAUCAGAAUCCUUCAAGUUGGACAAAUACUGGAUCAAGCUUUUCAUCAGCUCUUGGUAAUAUUUAAUUAAGUUCAAAUAUAAAAUAUUAAUAAUAAUUAUAAAUAUCACUUUGUAGUGAUAAUAUUUUUAAUGAAAUGUUGUGCUUUUUAUAUUAUUCAUUUUAUCAAUGAAUUUUAAACAAACCAAAGUAAAAGUUAAACUUUUAUGAUUUUGUUGAUAGUAAUAAUUUAUUUUCUAUUGGACAUCUAAUGAUACAUUUAAAUAUAAUUACAAUUUGUAUGAUGUGUGUAGUAUCAACUCCCCAUUCAGGAUAAUCUCUUAUUGGUUAAAUCAGAGUACUAAUAAAAAAGAUAUUAUAAUCACCAAAAAUAACAAUGUCUAUAAUGAAAACAUGAAGAUAUUUAAAAGUGAAAAGCAUAGAAUAUUAGUAGUCAUUAUUUAAUAAUUUUACCAUUAUAUAUUUACCAUCAUACACUUAGUUUAUAAAUUGAUUGUUUCAUGGCUUAACUAUAUUUCAGCAUACUUUUUGAAUUUCGUGUAAGAUUUGCAAUUCAUGAUACGUAUUAUAUAUUUAAUUAAUAGUUUAAACAUUAAUAGUAAAUUAAUAGUAAAAAAACACCAACUUGAUUUUAAUGCUCUAUAUAAUUUUUUUGUUGUAUAAUAAAGUGCUUUAAAUAUAAAAUGCUUGAACAUUUGUUAGAAGGUUCAUUAUAAAUCGUACUUGGUGGUAAAAAAAAUUUUUUUUUUUAAAAGUUUAAAAAUCAAAUUUUGAUGUAAAUCAUAAAUAUUAUACCUUUCAAAACAUGUAUAACUUAACUUCGCUCUGAAUCGUUUUUCAUUACCAAUGGUUUAUCGUUGGUCAGAGGUAUAAAUUAAAUAACUAUGUAUCCCACCUUCCCAGUAUCAUCUCAUUUUUUGAAUAUGAAAUACAAAAAUCAAAAUUAUUUAUCCAAUUUUGGUAUAUGUCUAUAUAAAAUUAAACUAUAUUUAUUAACUUUACAAAUUUAUGUUUGUGAAAAAUACCUGUUGUACAUUUUAGAUGAGUGUAGGGAAAAAGCUUAUGAUUUUACAAAGAUGUUAAUUUUUUUUUUCUUUUUUAUCUGUAUGCAACAUUUCUACCAAAAGACUUGCUCAGAUUUCUACAUGUAGUACCUUUUGUGAAAGGAAAUCGGUGUGGGGAGGUAAUUUUUCGAUUUUCUCAUCAAAUUUGAAAAACCAAAAGAUAUCCGGAAGAUAUAAGACAUGUAGGUAUUAGUUAAAAUAUAUUACGGUCUUAUUUUUUUUUGUGCACAACUUUUCUACCAGCAGUUUUACUCCAACUUUAAAUGAUAGCGGUGAAUUUAAAAUGAAAUUUCACUAGGGAGGUACUUUAGAGAGAUAAUAUUUUGAUUUUCCCAGUAAAUGAGAGAAACUGGGAUAAGAUAAGAAAAACAAAAAAAAAAAAAAAAACUGAAAAAAUUGGUACAACAUUAAACAAAUUUUAUUAAAGAAAAUAUAUAUAGCCUAUUUAAUUAUUUUAUCGUUUUUUUCGUAAAUAAUGGUUUAUCGUUGCUUACAGAUAUACAAUAAAUUCCCAUCAAUAUCCUACCUUCCCAAUUUCCCACCUACACCUGUGGCUACAUCCAUCCCCAUUAUUUUAAUACUAAUAUAGUAUUAAAUAAAUUAGAUAUUAUACAAAUUAAUUAACAUUUUAUAGUACUUUUAAGAAUACAUUUUUUUAAAUUUUACAUUUAGAUGUGUUAAAGUCCAGUGUUGGUGCAACUGGAGAUAUAACUAGUGUAAAUAGUGUACGGAAUAAAGAAUUAUGGAGUCCAAUGUCACAUUGUGGAGAAUUCUAUAAAGAUACUAUUAAAUCUAUGCCAACAACUCCUAAUUUACAGGUAAAGAUAAUAUUAGUAGUAUUAUUUUAAUAAUUUAAUUGUAUUUUACAAUUAAUUAAUUACAAUAAAUAUUUUUAUUGUAAUUGUACUUUUAAAUUAUCAUUGGCUAAUUUACACAUUUAUUUAUUAUAUUAAAGAAUUUUUAUAAAGCGCCAAUUUUUAAUCACAUGGAAUAUUCACAUUCACCCCCAGAAGCUGCGGUAGAAGCUACACCAGAAACAACUCCUAACAGGGUAAAUAUUUUGUGUAUCAUUUAUUAAAAAUAGCUUGUUUACAAUUGGUGUUACUUAUUUAAAUACUAAAUAUAGUACUUUCAAAUGAAUGUCAUCAUUAUUUUAAAAAAGCUGUCCUAGGAUAAUGGGGACUGGUGUAGUCACUGUUGUAGGUGGGAAGUUGGUAAUGUAGGAUACAGAAGGGAAUUUAAUGUAUAUCUGUUAACGAUAAACCAUUGCUUUACGAAAAAGUGAUUCUGAGUGUUGUACAGUUAUGAUACUUUGUCAACAAUAUAUAUGUCAUUAUGGUAAAAUAAUUAAAUAGGCAUUAUAAAUUUUCUUUAAUAAUAUUUGUUUAAUAUGGAACCGAAUUUCUGUUUACAUACGUUUUCCCAGUUUUUUACAUUUGCUGGGAAAAUCAAAACAAUCAUUGUAAAUUUGCUGUCAAUGUAGCUCAAGAGAAUCUUCCCAGUCAGAUUUCCUUUUAGUAAAAGUGCUAUCAUUGUAAAUUGGAGCAAAGUUGCUGGUAGAAAAGUUAUUGACAAGAAAAAAAAGGCUGUAAUAUUUUUUAACUAAUAUUUAUUUAUAUUUAUUUUAUUAUUUACGGGCAUUGCGCACAAUUAUAGCAUAUAGUUGUAAGCUAAACAUACAGGAAAAAAAAAAACAAAAACAAAUACAAAUUAAGAAAGUUUGCGAUAGACAUACAACGCACUAUGCAGUUUAUUCAAACCACAGAGUGUAAAUGAAGGAGGAAUAAGAUAUGAAUAUGUAUGGCGUGUCCUGCGUGAAGAGACUUUGAAUGAUAUAGAUGAAAGGAGAGGAGAGGAAUUAAUAUCACUAUAUAUAAGCUUAGUUAAAAACUUGAGAUUGGCCUGAUGUCUCCUAUCUGCCAAUGAGUCAAGGCAGAGGCUUUUAAUAGGUGUGUAAUUGUGGAUGAGGGAAAUUAAUCUUAAGGCUGUAACUCAUGAGUUUAAAAAUUUACACUAGACACGUUCUAUAUAAAGAAGAGUGCGUAGCUGCUGUGGGGUUCCAAAUAGAACAGUAUUUGAGAGUUUGUUUAACAAAAGCACAGUAAAUGACUUUCAGAGAGGAAGUAAAUCUAAAUUAGGCCAAAAUACUCUUAAUGAUCCCGAUGGUAUUAAGAGCUGUACAACAUAUAGUUUCGAUGUGUAAACACUGAUUCAUAUAGUAAAUACAAGUCGGUAACUAAUUUAUCAAGGAGAAAGGUGGCUGUUCCAUUAAUGUUAUAGCCAUAGCUGAUAUGACUUCUACGAUGAGUGAAAAUCUUAAAAUGACAUUUUGAAAUAUUAAAGGAUAAGCCAAGUUUAUAUGCCCAUGAUGUAAGACAGUCUAAAUUACUUUGGAGUUUGAAGCAAUCAUUUAAUGAUUUAAUAUGGAAAAAUAAUUACUCAUACCUAUAUUUCAUACAUUUUCCAAUUUUUCCUUAGUUUUUUUUUUCCGGUUUUUUACAUUUGAUUAGAAAACUUUUAUAAGAGAAAAUUGAAAAAUAACCUUAAAGAUCCUCCGUACAUUACCUUUCAGAAAAAGUGCUAUACUGAAAAAUCAGAACAAAAUCUUUUGUAGAAAAAUUGUCUACAGAUUAAAAAAAAUAAACAUCUUUGUAAAACCAUAAGCUUCUUCGCUCCACUCAGAAUCUAAAAAAGUAUACUUAAGAUAGAAUUAAUAUAAUUAUGUUGAAUAUUUUAUUUUAUUAUAAUUAUGAAUUAAUUAAUGUUAUGAAGAUAUGAAACAAUACAGAUUUCCUUAUCUUUUUUUUUACACAUACACAAUAUAUAAAUUUAGAGUAUUGUCAAAUUAAGUUUUUAUAAUUUAAGGACUAGAAUUCAAAAGGUGUUCUGGUCAGUUUCAUAUAAACUUCACGUUGAAUUGAAAUCUUAAGUCUAAUAGCUUCUUUACAACAAUCUAAACAUUGGUUUACAUUGUUAUGCUUCAUAUUAUGUGUAAAUAUAGAUGACAGAAUCCCUAGUCUGUAUCAAAUCCCCUUAAUUUAUUUGAAUUAAAAAAAUAAUAAUUUUUGUCAAUCUUAUUAUAAGUCUAUAAAUAUUUUUAUUUUUACACAAAACUUAAUUUUUCUCUCAGUAUUAUGUUUUAGUAAAUAAGUCAUUUAUUUAUUCUUAAUAAUGUUUAUUUAUGAGUUAUGAAAGUUUAUAGUUAGUUAAUAAGAUACUCUCUUAUUUUUAACAUUCUAUUAACUUUAAUUAAUUUAGAUUCAGAGCAGAGCCACAUUUCUACUUGAAAUCUUGCCCAAUCAAAAAAUGACAAGGGAACCUCUUUUUUUGUAUUUUGGAUCUAGUUUAGUAAAAAAAGUCACGUUUUUAGGACUUUUAAACCAGUUUUCAUAAUAAUUUGGAAAUUUUACAGCAAUAAUGAUUUUUUUUUUUUUUUGUAAAUAGGCUAAAAAUUAUUUACCUUUUUAAAGAAUACUUAUUUUGCCCUUUUAUAGGCAUGGUAAAAUUAUCUUAACAUUUAUUUUUAAACAAUUUAUAGACACAUUUGAUAUUUAGAGUCUUGUAAAUUCUUAUUUGGGUUAAUGUUGAUAAAAUUGUUUAAUUGACAGAAAUAUAUUAAAAUGCUUUAAAACACAAAAGUUAUAAGUAAAUUAAUGGUAAAAAAAACUGUGUAAUGAAGUAGUUUUUUUUAUAAUUGUUUUAUGAUCCAGUUUUGUUGAUAAAUGAAAAUAUUAUCGUAUUUCAAAACACGUAUAAUUGAAUUUCACUCAGAAUCGUAUUUCGUUUAAAAUAAUUUAUUGAUACUUUUUCAAAUAUAAAUUAAAGUACUUUAUGUAUCCUAUUCCCAUAUUCCCAAACUGCAUUUGCAACAUUGGUGUACCCAUCAGUAGUAUUGACUCUUUUUUUAUUUUAAAUCUUUAUUUUUCUAAUAUUGUACAUUAUUUACUAAUUUUUUUUUAGAAUAAUAUAAUUAAUUUAAUAGAAUUUAUAUUUUAAUAUUAUGUUUACUUUUUUUUUUUUUAUGUAUAUACAUUUAUUUUAAUUAUUAUUUUGGUAGAAUUUCUUAGAUUUGAGUUGACAUUAUUAGUCAAGGUUUCUCCAAUAUUAUGUGUAAUAUUUAGAACCUUAUUUUCUCCCUAAAUUAUGAAGUUUUCUUUUAAUUAUAUAUAUUUAUUUAUUUAUUUAAUAAAAUAAUGACAUUGAUUUGUUUAUGGGUAUUUGUUUGAUGACACACACAAAGAGUGCAGUUUUCUUCAGACUACUCUUGUGAACUCAGCAUUAAAGAUAUGUAUAGAAAUGUAUAGAUUCAUUGAUUUAAUGAAACCAGAUUAUGCAUUAUAAAUUACUAUUAACCAAAAUAAUAUUGAUAUAAUUUUUGAUGAUGACCUUUUUUGGAAAUGAACAAUUUUGUGCAACUAUCAUAUUAAGUAUAAGUCAUUAAAAAAAUCAAAUAAUUGUUCAAAUGAAUUGUUUUAUUUGAAUAUCUGAUAAUACUGGUUUCGGUGCUAAACUAUUCAAGUCAGUUGGCUAAGUAAUUUUUAAGUGCACAAUUUGGCAUCAUUAAUUCAAUUUGUAUUGUGUAAUUUAUUUCUGUUUAAAUAUAAUGUUUAUGCAUUAUUUUAGAAAAUAAGAAGUGCUUACAAAUGUUGAUGAACUGAAUUAUCAAACAUUGUUGAUCAAAUUGUAUACAUGUUAAUUUUAAUAUUCAUAAUAAAUAACAUAUAGUACAAUUCAAUUUUUAAUUACUGUUAUAUAGAACUAAUGUUUAUGAUCUAUGCAGUUUGUAUGAGCUAUUUAGGUUAAGAUAAAGUAAAACUCAUCUACUCCACCAUAUGAGUUUUAAAUUUAAUUAUGUAUUACUCUAUGUCUGUAUCAUUAAGAUCGUCAAAUAAUAUUAUUUUAUUAUAAGUUAUAUAUAAGUCUACCAUGAUUUUUUUUUUUUUUAGACAAUUUAAAGUUAGUUGUAAAAAAAUUGAAUUAAAAUUGUCAAUUUUAAUUUUGAUGCUAAUUUAAAAAAAAUAUUGAAUUAUCGUCCUAUUUAAUCAAAUAUUCUAAUAUUCUCCAUGGUGGCUGUAUAAACGUCUUCAAAAAAAUAUUUCUUCUGUCGCUUCAUAUAUGCUCAAUGUUUCAAUUACAUGUAUUAUGACUUAUUCAAAAUAAUGUUGAAAGGAUGUUAUAAAUCAACAAUCACGAUUGCCAACUAUAAACUCCACUGUAGUCAGAGCAUUGAAUUCAAUGGGCUUAGAAAACUUAUCUAGGCGAAAUUCAUCAACACCAAAUUCUCAACCUAGUUCACCAUUGAAAAAAGAAGGGUUGUUUUUUCCUCCAGAAGACUUUCAAUCACAAGCGCUUGUCCGUAGAAUGGACAAAAUGAUAAUGGAACGUAAUCAGGUAGAAUUAGGUCAAAUUAUCAAAACACAAUGUGAUUAAAAAGAUAUUAUUUAUUAUUAAAUAAAUAUAAUUUCUACUGAUUCAUAUUUUUAAUUUUGGAACGCUUAUUUGAUUUAAGAUUACAGAUUCAACUAAGGAAGAGAACAAUGCACGUUCUGAGCCAAAACCUAUUGCAGCCCAAAUUCAACAGACAAGUAAUCCAGAAAUAAUACAAGUAACAUACUUAUUACUGUAUUUAAUUAUAUUUUGACUUUUGGAUUAAUUAAUAGUAAUAAAUAAUGUAUUUCAUUAAUAUUUUAAAGACUGGAGAUGAAGAUGUAAUUGAAUGCGAUCAACAGAGUAAUGGAUCACCUUGUCAAACUCAUGAAGGAGGAUUACAUAUGCCUGAUACUUCUACCAUCAAAGAAUUUGUAAAAAUUGUUCAAACACGGAAACGUUAUCAUAGUCAAUGUACCCCAGAGAAAACUAUAGAUGGUAUGUUUAUUUUAUUUUUAUAGAAGUGGGAUCUCGAUAAGUCAAGAUAAAUGAUUUUCCUUUGUGAAACCCUUGAUAACUCUAAAGGAAAAUUAUAGAGAACUCCAAUAUUCUGUGUUUCAAUUAUAAACAGAUCAUUUUUAUAAUCAUUUGUUUAAUUAGCUUGUGCGUCCCAUAAUUUUACACAGUGACAACUCAUAAUGAAUACAUUUGAAUUAUAUAAUUCAUCAAAAAAUGGGUGGGUGGAUCAUGGGUGUCUGGGUGUCCAGUAAUAUGUCAAAAAUAUUAUGUUUUAACAAAAUAAAUUUCAUUAAAAGAAUUUGUGAAAUUUGACAAAUUUUAUUGGUAUUUGUUAAAAUUUGUUAAAAUAAAUUUGUGGUAGGGUGUGGCAUUUCGGGUUGGCAAAGGUAGGUGGGUAAAAAAUUAAAUUGAUGAUUUAAGUUAAAAAUACUUAAAGCUGCCACUUAUAAAUCUAAUAAUUUUUUGGUCAUAUAAUUUUAAAAUAAUUAUUUAAUAACAAUACUCAUUGUGUUUAUAAUAUUAAAAACUAUACUACGUGUAUACUUUUUAAAAACUCUAAAUCAAAUUUUUUUUUAAACCUUGAUAAUUGAAAAACCUUAGUAAGUUGAAAAAAUUGCAUUUCAGUUGAAUUUCUACUUAUUGAGGUUCCACUGUAUUUUUAUUAAUUAAGAGUACGUGACCUAUGCAUUUGUUAUUUGUUUUCUCUGUCUUACAACCAUGUGACAUAGUAAAUUUGCAUUUGUAUGGAACAACUUUAUGCUGUUAAGUCUUGUAAUAGGUUAAUUCUCUGUAAUAUUAAAAUGUAAAGUUGUUCCAUGUAAACGAAAAUUUGCUAUGCCACGUGAUUGAAAGAUGACAACAAAUGUAUGGGUACCAUCCUCUUAAUGUAUUUUUCUACAUGUUUAAAUAUAAAGUUAUACAUUUGUAAUUAUAAAAAAAAUAUUUUUGUUUUAGGACAAAGUACUGGCAGUAGCCCUAUAAAUGGCCAAGAAUUUCCAUCCCUUAGUGUUAGAAGGGCAAAUUCAUGUCCUGAAAUAAAAAAAGCAAAUGGGAGUAGUAUUUCUUCUGGAACUUCAGCAUUACAGGAAGAAAUUGAAGAAGAUCUUGGGGAUGGUAUACAUGUUAGUAAUGGCCAUACUAGUGAAAUGCCUGUAAGUUUGUUAAUUUUUAAAUUAUAUUUUAACUGAAAUAAAAUAAUUACUUACUUAAUAUACAGUUUAAUUUUUUUUUUUUUUAGAAAAAUGAGGUACCGAAACUGAACCAAACUACUCAAACAGACAAUAAAGAACUACCUUAUGAGCAUUUAUUUUACAGUAUAUUUCCUGAAUAUAAUGAUACACUCAAUAGUAUGUUUAUAAUUAUCUUAUAAAUUUGUUGUAGUAUCUUAAUAUUUUUUUUUAACUUAUUGUAGGUAUUAAAGGUCAACAAAAUACUAUUAAUAAUCAAGAAGAUAAUUCUUUAUGCUUAAUAGAAAAAUAUGUACGGACAUCUGCAAUAGUACUUAAGCAUCGCCAUACAGCAGAAUCUACUGACAAUGUCCAACUAUUAAAAAGCCAAAUUGUUUUGUUAACAUUACAAUUACAAUUUGAACGUAAUCGUAGGGAAGUUCAUGCUGAACGGAAUCGAAGGCUUUUGGGUAAAUCUCGGAGUAGUCGGGCACUAGAUGAACAUAAUUCUGCUUUGGUCAGUCUAAUAUUAAAAUUCAACAAGACAAAAUAUCUCAAUGAAUAUUAAUAAUGCAUUAAUUUUACAGAAAGAUCAGGUUUCAAUGCUGCAGGUUGAACUAGAAAAUGUAACAUCAGGUUAUGAACAAUUUAGGCAAACAUCUUCAAAACAAAUUAAAGACCUUCAAGCAAGUGUAUCACAUUGGAAAAGUGAAGUUAGAACAUUUUUAUUGUUAUGCUUAAUUGUAGGAUUUUAUUAAUUAAUUUGACAUUUGUUUUGAUUAAGUGUUUAAAAUAUCAAGAGGAAACUAAAGAAGCCAAAAAUAAUUGUCUUUCGUUAGAACAACGUUAUAAUGGAGAGAGAGUUAAGACUGCUGAUGUUACCAAAGUUAGUGUAUUGAUAAAAAUAAGUUGAUAUCUUUAAUUUCAAUUUGUUUUUCUUUGUAGCAAUUAUCUGAGACUAAAGCAGAGCUGUUCAAUACUUUAAGUGAGUUAUCUAUUGUACAAGCAACAGCUGAUAUGAGUAAAGAACUAAAAAAUACAGUGAUAAAUUUGCAACGUGAACUAGUCAUGUGUGGUGAGUUGCAAUCUCGACAACGCGAUGUUGUGACUCAUAUAAAUGCUCUUAGGUACGAUGCUACCAAUGCUAUGUUAAGUCAAGAAUCAUAUAGACAUCAUUUGAAUGGUAUGUUUGAUAAAAUAUUAAGUAAUUUUUAUAUACAUAAUAUAACAUGUACAUAAUAUACAUUUUUGAUAAUAGAGCUUCAAGAUAAGCUAUACAAUAAGUCUGCGCUAUUAGAUGCAUCAAAUGCUCGUAUUGCGGAUUUAGAACUAAGAUUAAAUACUAAGAACGCAAAUUUGCAGAAUGAUAAACGAGAAAUAGAAUUGGUAAAAGAACACUAUAAUCAUCAACUGUCUAAACUAAAAGAAGAAUGUAGAAUUUUGAAAGAAAUGCAAUGCCAGUACAAAGAAAAUAAAGAAGAAGAAGAAUCUAAGAAUAAAUUUCUUAAAGACCUACCCAAGUUCAAUUCUGAUGUAGCUCUGGUAGAAUCAAGUACCUCAGUAAGUGAUCAAGACACAAAAUUUAGGCUUAAUAUGAUGUUUGCAAAUAUCGAUGAAAGCCGUGAUGAUGCCCCUGCUAUAACUACAACUCUAAAGUAAAUAAAAAAAAAUUUAAUUAUUGUUAAUAAGUGUACAGUGUUUAAAAUAAUAAUCUGAAUAUUAUAAUUUAAUUUAAUUUAUUUGAAAUAAUACAUAUUAUUAACCUCCAAAAAAAAAUAUUUCAAAAAUGAUUAUUUAAUAGCAAAUGCUGUUCAUUAAAGAAUCUGGAAUUUUUCAUCAAAUGUUUUGAAAGUUUUCGUUUCAUUGACAUGUAUUAAUUUGUUGUAUUCUCCAUAUUCUAUAGGUAAUAAUAAAAAUGUAUAUUGUUUUUAUCUACUGUUUUGACUAUGAUAAAAUGUUGGAUAAAUAAAAACAUCUUAUUGCUUUUUAAUUAAAUAUUUUUAAAUGUUUUAUUAUUGAUUAUUUAUUAUAAAUUAUUAUAAUAGUAUUUGGAUAGCUAUAGAAAAUGUCAGUAGAUCAGAUCAUAUUUUAUUUUAUGUCCCUUAUAAAUGUUCAUCCUUAAUGCUUAGUUCAAAGAAUAAUUUUUAUUUCAUUAAAUUUCAAAUUGAUUAUUUAAAAUAUUUUAAUAUGGAUUUUUCUAUACCAAUUGGUCUAGUAUUGUUGAUUUAUAGAAUAACUACAGUUAUUCAUAAAUAACUAAAAUAAUAACUUAUUAAAAUGUUUACAUUCUUUCUAUUUUGGAGUAUAACAUUAAAUAAUGUUGAACAAUAUUAAAGUUUCUUAUUGCAAAGAGGGUAUUAUGUUUAUGGUUCAUUCAUCUAUUUUUAAUUAUUUCUAAAACAAUUUAAAUUGAAUAAAAAUUAAUAAUUUUAAACAUAAAUAUUGUUAUUCAUGGCUAGUCUAAUCCAUUUUAAUUUGUUUUCAGGUAAAAAAUGAUCUCAAUAGUAUGGUAUUGGAUACUUAACAUCAUUUAAAUAGUGGAUUUAAGUGUUCGGUGUACAAGGAUACUUCAAAUAAAUAAUGCCCAAAAAUUUCAUAAAAUAAUUAUUAUUUCCUGCAUUUUAUACAUUUAUUUUCCAAUACUGUAAUAAUUUUUAAGUUAAAAUGUUUAAAUAUUAAUAUUUUUUUUACUCGUGGCAUUAGUAAAGUUAUUUUCAUACAUUGUUUUUACAUUUUAUGAGUGUACAUGUGUGUAAAAAAGGUAAUAUCCCGUAGAAAUUUAAAUGUUUAUCCUGUCUAACCAAUGAUUUUGAAUUACUCAAAAAUGUUUACACAGAUUAUUGACACUACUAUUGAUAAUUUAUUAUAACUGACAGCUUACUGUGCAUUGGAAUUUUGAUUUCAAAAUUCUUUAAACUACUAAAAUAAUAUUAAUGAGAUAAAAAAACAAAAACAAAAAAAAUGAUGUUUAAAUAAAUGAUAUAUAUUUUGAAUAAGAAGAUUUUUUAGACUAGCUUUUAAUAUAAGCGAUCAUUUUUAAUUGACAUUUGUUUCAUUUGUACUUUUU